Molecule: messenger RNA, 1193 nt
Organism: Baudoinia panamericana UAMH 10762
Lineage: Eukaryota; Fungi; Ascomycota; Dothideomycetes; Mycosphaerellales; Teratosphaeriaceae
Exons: 2
Coding region: 1-999 (332 amino acids)
Source: RefSeq, a predicted model, not a curated record
AUGUCUCCCUUCUCCCAUUUCCUCCAACAGUCCUUCUUCAUCCCCAAACCACCCUUGACCGAGCACAGCUUACCAGAUCAGACUGGACGCGUGUUCAUCGUCACCGGUGGCUACAAUGGCGUCGGUUUGGCAUUAGUCAGGAUUUUGUACCAGCGUAAUGGCACGGUAUACAUAGCCGGACGGAGUGACGCUAAAGCGGCCAAAGCCAUUACCGACAUGAAGGCCGAAGUACCCUCCGUCCAGGGCAGGCUCGAAUUCAUGAAGCUAGACCUCAGCGACCUGACGACCAUCAAAGGCGCCGUCCAGACGUUCUUGGACAGGGAGAAAAGGCUCGAUGUCCUCAUCAACAAUGCCGGCGUGAUGAGCACACCAAUCGGCUCCAAAUCAGCCCAAGGGCACGAACUGCAAGCCGCAACCAACAUCCUCGGCGCCUACCUCCUGACAAAGUUGCUCCUACCCAUCCUGCAAGAAACCGCCCGAACGUCGCCACCCGGUACUGUGCGCGUCUCCUUCGCCGGCUCCAUCGGCAUCGAUGUCGCUGCACGACCAGCCGGCGGCAUUGAUCUGACCGAAGACGGCGCACCGAUCGAAGACGCUCACGACCCGCAGCAGACGUACGGACAGACGAAAGUCGCGAAUCUCUUCCUCGGCUCUCAAUUCGCUGUCCGUCAUUCCAAUACAGGUGUGAUCUUUAAUUCCUUCAACCCGGGUAACCUGCAUACGGAUCUCGGGCGUCAUCUUAGGAUGAACUUGUUCUGGUACAUUAUCAUCAUCGUGUUGCUGUACCCGCCCAUCUUUGGGGCGUAUACGGAGCUCUGGGCGGGCUGGAGCGAGGAAGCUGGACGACCGGAGGCGAAUGGUGGGUAUGUGUGGCCGUGGGGAAGGUUGGGAGGGGCGAGGGCGGAUGUGCAGGCGGAGGUAGAGAUGGGGAAGCAUGGGGAGGGGAAGGCGGUGAGGUUGUGGGAGUGGUGUGAGCGGGUGACGAGGGAGUAUCAGUGACUGUGUCGACGUUGAGUACGUGACGGACUUUGUCGUGUUGCCGGAAGGCGCCUCUGGGUUUAGCUCAGUUCUGUUUCAUCAGCUGUGAGAGCGAAGAGUCUUGCUCGCCUUCCCCGGAUAAGAUUCGCUGAGUUCGCGGGCCGAGUUUCGAUCGCUUGGAACUUUAUAUUUUCGAUCAUGUCGCAGUGUACUGC